This is a messenger RNA of Bacillus rossius redtenbacheri, 1895 nucleotides long. Its product is annotated as acetylcholinesterase-like. Bases 120 to 1727 code for a protein of 535 amino acids. The record is from RefSeq and is a predicted model, not a curated record. The transcript has 11 exons. Lineage: Eukaryota; Metazoa; Arthropoda; Insecta; Phasmatodea; Bacillidae. Gene Ontology annotation, molecular function: serine hydrolase activity.
GCGAGUCACCGCCACACUCGCUUCUCGACCGGGCGGCGAGGCGAAGGCUGCUGCUUGCUGGUUGAGUUGGCAGGCUCUCUCAGCCCGACGCGAGACUCCGUGUUCCAAGGCGCGCCGCCAUGUCUGCAGAGGUGGUCGCUGAGGUGGAGCAAGGGCUGCUGCGGGGCAAGAGGGUGGAGUCCGCGGCGGGAGGAGAAUACUUCAGCUUCCAAGGCAUCCCGUACGCCAGGCCGCCUCUGGGGCCCCUCAGGUUCAGGCCGCCGCAGCCGGCGGGGCCGUGGGAGGGCAUCAAGGACGCCACGAGGCAGCGGGCGACGGCGCCGUGCCUAGCGCUGGGUCACUGCCUGGGCGACGAGGACUGCCUCUUCCUCAACGUCUACACCCCGCAGUGGCCGGCGAAGGAGCUGAGGCCCGUGAUGGUGUGGGUGCACGGAGGAGGCUUCGUCAUGGGCUCGGGCAACACGGACUUCUACGGGCCGGACUUCCUGGUGGCCGAGGACGUGGUGCUGGUCACGUUCAACUACCGGCUGGGCGCCCUGGGCUUCCUGCACCUGGAGGGCAGCGACGCGACGGCCAACAACGGGCUGCGCGACCAGGUGCUGGCGCUGGCCUGGGUGCGGGACAACAUCGCUAGCUUCGGCGGGGACGCGAGCCGCGUCACCGUGUUCGGCGAGAGCGCCGGCGCCGUCAGCGUGCACGGCCUCAUGCUGGCUCCUUCGGCGGCAGGGCUGUUCCACCGCGCGAUCGCCAUGAGCGGCGUGGCGAUGCUGCCCGUGUGCUUCGCGUCGCACGACGUCAGCAAGCGGCGGUCCCUGCGGCUGGCCGAGCUGCUGGGCUGCGCCUCGCGCGACCCCCAGGAGAUAGCGGACCGCCUGAGGACUGUGCCCCACCGCGAGUUGGUCGAGCACCAGUACCACGCCUUGUCCGAUCAGGAAAAGAAACGGUUGCUUUCGUUUUCUUUCACACCUACUGAAGAAAUCAACAGCAGUGACCCGUUUUUCCCAGAUCAUCCGCUGAAACUACUAGAGCAAGGAAAGUUUGCAAAAGUUCCUUUCAUCACCGGAGUAACGUCUGCCGAGGGUCGAAUAGCUUUCCAUGGCGCCGAUAUGCACCCAUUGACCAUGUCGGAGAUAUCUGAAAACCUGGAGCUUGUUUUACCGUGGGAUCUAGCUCCUGAGUUAGGCACAGAGAGGAGUAAGGAAAUAGCAGACAAGUUGAGACAGUUCUACUUUGGUGAUCGAUCUGUAAGCGAGGACUCGGUUGAACAGUUUGUUCAGAUGGCAUCUGACCUUAUAUUUGUUUACCCUAUGUACACUGCCAUAAGGCUUCAUCUGAAAAAUUCCGACAGCCCCUUGUACGUGUAUGUGUUUGACCACGAGAUUCCGUGGGAUUUGAUGCUCCUUAAAGACGUGACAAGACCAUCAGUUCCAGGGGCUUCACAUGGGGAGGACUUCAGCUAUCUGUUCUUCACGUCGGCAAAGCCGAACAUAUACCAUCAAGAUUCGGCAGAGGCGAAAGUUCUCAACCACAUGGUCAAGUAUUGGACUCAUUUUGCAAAGACAGGGGAUGUUUCGCAGGUGGCGAAUAAAGUGCCCUGGGCACCUGUGACCAAAGAUAAGUUUCAGUAUUUGAAGAUAAGAAAAAACCUGAAACUAGAGGCUGGCUUGUUUAAGGAACGUAUGGAAUUUUUGGACGACUGGUACAGUACUUUCAAGAAAAUUACAUAAUAAUACAGAGAAAAACGAGAACAUAAAUUUGUUCCUGGAUUGACAAAUUCUACGUUGUUGACAACGCUGACAAAUUCUAAAUUGUUUUGUAAUAAUUAUUUCGUACCAAUGAUGUAAAAAUAUUUUUUAACCAACAAAUUGGAAUUAAUAAAUACCUAAUUCAAUUUA